This is a messenger RNA of Grammomys surdaster, 920 nucleotides long. RefSeq names its product ADP ribosylation factor like GTPase 16 (gene Arl16). The coding region runs from base 33 to 554 and encodes 173 amino acids. The transcript is spliced from 5 exons. NCBI's taxonomy places the organism in Eukaryota, Metazoa, Chordata, Mammalia, Rodentia, Muridae. The record is from RefSeq and is a predicted model, not a curated record. Gene Ontology annotation, molecular function: GTP binding; GTPase activity.
UCGGAGGUACGAGCGCGUUGACCAGGGAAAGGAUGUGUCUCCUGCUAGGGGCCCCGGGAGUCGGAAAGACCCUGCUUGUGAAACGCCUGCAGAAGCUGAGCUCGGGAGAUGGCAAAGGCGACCUGGGAGAGCCUCCACCGACGCGGCCCACGGUGGGCACCAACCUCACAGACAUCAUGGCCCACAGGAAGAUCACCAUCCGAGAGCUCGGGGGAUGCAUGAGCCCGAUCUGGUCCAGUUACUAUGGAAACUGCCAUUCGCUCUUGUUCAUGAUGGAUGCCUCGAACCCCACCCAGCUCUCUGCAUCCUGCAUGCAGCUCUUGGGUCUCCUUUCUGCAGAAGAACUUGCAAAAGCCUCGGUCCUCAUUCUCUUCAAUAAAAUUGACCUACCCUGUUACAUGACCAUGGAGGAAAUAAAGUCAUUGAUGAGGCUUCCGGACAUCGUGGCUUGUGCCAAGCAGAACAUCACCACAGUAGAAAUAAGUGCCAGGACCGGCACCGGCUUGGCAGCAGUGUUGCUCUGGCUCCAGAAUCAACACAGGCACAGCAGUUGACUGCGAGACAGAAGUAUGGCUGACCCAGCCAAGGCCUAGGAGACAAAUGCAUGAGAGCCUGAGGUGUCUGGUAGGAGCAGGCCACCCAGUGUAUUCAUGAUAGGGGUCUGCACAGCGACCAGUGAACGAGCACACACUUACAAACACCACUGUCAUCCCACUUCUGAACAGUGGUCCCAAGACAGGGCAGACUCCAGGUGUCUUCAUGUCUGCCGGGACUCCCACCAAGUAACUGGACCUGCCGAAGGUUCUGGAUUGCACGGAGCCCAGGUCAUUUUUGCAGUACAGGCUCUGCCCUUCUGAGUUCCUGAUAUCCUGAGCAUGUUGCCCAGAACAAAAAUAUAAAGUUAAUGAAGUUAAUAAGAA